Messenger RNA from Pantherophis guttatus, 1384 nucleotides. The record is from RefSeq and is a predicted model, not a curated record. NCBI's taxonomy places the organism in Eukaryota, Metazoa, Chordata, Lepidosauria, Squamata, Colubridae.
UGGAUGGGGUAGUGUAGGCUGGCACCCUGUGGGUGGGAGGCGGCCGCAGGAGAGUCCUGCUGGGUCUGUGGUAGGCCGAGAUACUUGGAUGGGGUAGCCAGCAGCCACCAGCCACUGCCUACCCGAUCCAAGCGCCUCACUGGCUACUCGAUCCAAGCACCUCGCUCAGGGGUGGGUUCUAAAAUUUUUUACUACUGGUUCUGUGAGCGUGGUUUAUUUUGGUGGGCGUGGUGUUGGUAGGAGGACAGAGGUUGACCCUAGGCCCCUUGUUUGCGGGGUGCCUCAGGACUCAGUCCUCUCUCCCCUUCUAUUUAACAUCUACAUGAAGCCACUGGGUGAGAUCAUCUGACGAUAUGGGGUGAGGUAUCAGCAAUAAUAUGAAGUGCAGCUCCCUCUUCUUGUUUUGGCUGUGUUCUGCGUCUGUAUAAUAACGCUGCAGAGUCAACUCCAGAUAUCUCCUUUUGUACUAGGUUGCUGUUAAAUAGGCAAGUGAAGAUGUUGGUGCUUAACUGUUCCACAAAACUGCAGGUUCUAGAACAAAUGUUAAAGAAGAAUUUUCCUGAAUCUCUCAAGGUUUAUGGAGCAGUGUUGAAUAUAAACAGAGGAAAUCCAUUCAAAAAGGAAGUGGUUGUGGAUUCAUGGCCAGAAUUUAAAGCUGUGAUUACUCGCCGACAAAAAGAGUCCAAAAGUGAUGCCCUAGACUACUUUACAAAUGCCUGUGCUGUUUUCUACAAAAAUCUGCAAGCUUACCAGGCAUUGUUGGAGAACCCAGAAACUAUAAACUGGGAGCAAGCCUUCCAGAUACAAGGUUUACAGGAUGAUUUAUACAAAACUUCCAAGAUUGUUGCUGAUGCCAAGCAUGUAAAUGUGAAGUUGUCUUCUUUCAAAAUGGUAAUCUGCCCAAACCCAGAUGCACUUCUAGAUAACUUUUUUAGGUUAGUUCCUGCACCGAAACUGACUUCCCUUGAUGCAUCUCAUGCAAGUCUGCUGAAUAACACCUGGUCCCGAGGAGGAAGUGACCAGUGCCAGAAAUACCUCAUCAACCUCAUUUGCUGUUUCCCCAGCAUGUGCGUUUUGGAUGAACAUGGAUGCCCCAUCUCCUGGGGUCUGACAGACCAAUUUGCUACUAUGAUCCAUGGCUAUACAUUGCCCAAGCAUCGUAGGAAAGGGUACAACCGUCUCAUUGCAACAAAUCUAGCUAAGGUGUUACACAGCAAGGGGUUUCCGGCUCAAGGAAAUGUUCUGGAGGAUAACUUACCAUCAUUAACUCUGCUAAAAAGCAUGAAUGCCAGAUUCUUACCUUGUCAGUUUGUCAGACUUACCCACAUCCCUUUCUGCCUUUUAGCUAAACCUGAGUGAACUUGGUGGAUUCUAUGAUGGUUGG